GCCCACUGUAGGUUAAAAUUGACCUGUUUUGACAUUUUUUCAAAAUUAGAACAAAACUUAUUUGGAAGUUUGGAAAUAUUUGGAGUUGGGACACCCUCAGUGUUCAAGCAUUCCGAGAAAAUGAUAUUGUUCAAGAUGGAUGAUAUUACCUUGACGAAUCAGUUUUCUGGCUGCCUUGAGAUAUUCGCGAAAUUCAACAGCAUCAAAGCAGAAAAUUUUAAAUACAUAAAAACCCAGUUCUACAGGAAAGUAAUAAAAAGCCAUACGUUCGAUGCGUCUGAUGUAUCAAGUGAACACCACAAGUAUCAAACCGUUUCCAUUCCCAAAUCCUAUUGUAAUACGCCCAGGUUCCAACAAAAAGGAAUCAUUUUCAUUUGGCCUCAGAAAAGAAAAUUUUUCAGAUAUAAAGAAUUAAUUUACGUGGCGUGGUUUACGUCACAUUUGCUAUAUUGGUUGUACAUUGUGAAUAUUUUGCCCAGUGGAGGUGUUCUUCCACUCGAACAGCCCCCUUGGAAUUUUGAAAUUCUUCUAAGGAAGCCGGAAAACCGCGAUUACAUAAUAGAACCUGAUUGGGAUUUAAUAUAA
Messenger RNA from Phyllotreta striolata, 585 nucleotides. The record is from the annotation of a GenBank genome assembly. NCBI's taxonomy places the organism in Eukaryota, Metazoa, Arthropoda, Insecta, Coleoptera, Chrysomelidae.